AUGCUCUUCCUCGCGCAGAAUUCGUGGCUGCGAUAUUUUACGGAACUAUCAAAUUCCAAUAAUGUUCCUUCUGAUACUGCGCUUCAUGCCGGUAAUAGCUCAGAGGUGGACUUUGAGCAUGUCCUACAACGGACAAUUGCUGAAUACGGCGCUUUGCGUGACCAUCUGGAGAUACUGGAGCGUAAAUUACACAAGAUGCUCGAGAUCAAAGAGGCAAAAGCACGGAAUGACUACGAAGUGGCCAAACGAAACCUAGCAUUGUCCGAAAAGGAGGUUACAAUUGUAAGACGUAUUAUGGAUAAAGAGAAAGGAUUGGACGACGACGACGUGACUGUACGCGCAGAACGGUUCGCAGACGCGGACGACGCCGCACGUGGUGGAGGGGCGGAAGCGGACCCCAAAGCGGAAGAUAUUGUCAUAGUCGAAGGAGAAAAGAUACUCCCUCAUGCACCGGUACACUCUUCACCACGCACAAGCAUGCACGAUGUCGAGCACCUUCGACAACGACUCGCAGAGGAGCAAGCACUCAGGAACAAUGCCGAAGAGCUUUUAUCCACUUCACGAACACAACAAGAGCAAGAUCUACACCGCACCCGCGCUGCCCUUCAAACGAGCGAAGCCGCCCGCGUGAAAGCCGAGAAUCAGGCAUCAGAGGAGGCACGUGCACGAAGUAUGGCAGAGAAUGAAGUUCACCGUCUCAGAUCCGAACUUCGGUUGGUCGGCAUGGACGCAAAGCAGAACAGCGUCGCGUUUAAUUUGGCUGGAGGAAGUGCUGCCGGUGCUGGUAGCGCAAACGCAGCAGAGAGACGGGAUGCCUGGCUAGAAAGUCGAACCGGAGAAGAGUUGCAGGAUAUACAGAAUGCGGUUGGACGUGCGAUUGAGUCGUACAACAAGCGGCGGGCGAUGGAGGCGAAGAAGCGCAAGCUGAGCAAGCGACUCAAGUCUGGCUCAACAGAUGUCAUUGCCCUCAGCCGGAAUGGGAGCACGGCGAAUAUCGUUCCAGUCGAGGCGAAUGCAUAG
This is a messenger RNA of Serendipita indica DSM 11827, 1020 nucleotides long. The record is from the annotation of a GenBank genome assembly. NCBI's taxonomy places the organism in Eukaryota, Fungi, Basidiomycota, Agaricomycetes, Sebacinales, Serendipitaceae.